Molecule: messenger RNA, 5499 nt
Organism: Oncorhynchus keta (chum salmon)
Lineage: Eukaryota; Metazoa; Chordata; Actinopteri; Salmoniformes; Salmonidae
Product: SLIT and NTRK-like protein 3
Exons: 10
Coding region: 337-3294 (985 amino acids)
Biological process (GO): axonogenesis; positive regulation of synapse assembly; regulation of presynapse assembly
Cellular component (GO): GABA-ergic synapse; postsynaptic density membrane
Molecular function (GO): protein binding
Source: RefSeq, a predicted model, not a curated record
CUCUCUCUCUCUCUCUCUCUCUCUCUCUCUCUCUCUCUCUCUCUCUCUCUCUCUCUCUCUCUCUCUCUCUCUCUCUCUCUCUCUCUCUCUCUCUUUCUCUCUCACCCACAUUGCAGUCCUGUCACGUUCCCUCUGCUCCCCCCAUCCGCCUCAACCGCUCCAGGAGAGGAAAGGAGAGAGGGAAGGAAGAGUGCAGCUGAAAAGCAAACAGACAUGUCGACAGCCAACGCAUAAAGUCCCCCAUCGGCUGUUCGUGGAUUUCUUCGCGGAACCUGAUGUGGUGAGGGGUGGGUGUGUGCCGCUGCCCUGGGCUGGGCUGAAGGCAGAGGAGGUAGGAUGCUGUGGCUCUCCCUGCUGUCUGUGGUGGUCCUGGGUUGUGUGACCCCGACCCAGACACACACUCACACACACGCCCCGACGCCCACCUCCACACACACCCCUAUGGUGGACAGCUCGGAGGAGGAGGUGGACGAACCGUGCUUCGAGCCGUGCACGUGCGAGGUCAAAGAGGGCGUGUUGCACGUGCACUGUGAUGGGCGGGGCUUCACUAACGCCAGCCAGGUGUCCCAGUCCUGGCUCCGCCCCUUCAAGCUCAACCUGCAGAGGAACUCCUUGAGGCGUCUCUAUAGCAACGGCUUCCUGCACCAUAGCAAUGCCGUGGCGAUAAACCUAGGCAACAACGCGCUGCAGGACAUCCGUGCCGGGGCGUUUCAUGGUCUGGGGACACUGAGACGCCUCUACCUCCACGAGAACAAGCUGGAGGUGUUCCGCAACGACACCUUCUCUGGCCUGGAGGCACUGGAGUACCUGCAGGCCGACUACAAUGUCAUCAAACGCAUCGACAGCGGGGCACUACGCUACCUGCUUAAAUUACGAGUGCUCAUCCUCAACGACAACCUGAUCCCUGCUCUGCCUCCUCACCUCUUCAGAUCUGUGUCUCUGACCCACCUGGACCUGCGGGGGAACCGUCUGAAGAGCCUGGCCUACGCCGGGACCCUGGAGUACGUGGGCCGUAGCCUGAUGGAGCUCCAGCUGGAGGAGAACCCCUGGAUCUGUGGCUGUGAGGCAGUCCAGCUGCAGACCUGGCUGGGACACAUCCCCUACACCGCAGUGGUGGGGGACAUCACCUGCGAAUACCCCUUCCACCUGCACGGGAAAGACCUGAGGGAGAUACCACGCAAAGAACUGUGUGCCGGAGAGGUGGAGGGAGAGGGGGAGAAGGAGGGAGAGAGGGAGAAGCACGGAGGGGUACAGCCUCCUCAGCAUCCACCCUCUAACCCGAAAGCGAACCCCAAACCUGGGAGGCCCAGACCAACCAAACCGUCCUCCAUGGUUCACCAACAGAACACACAUACCUCAUCUUCGUCGACUUCUUCAUCAUCGGUGGAGCGGAGGGGUAGAGAGAGGUCCCCUCGGCCCACCAAGCGUCCCCGGCCCUCCAGGACACCCCCCACCCAGCGUAGCCUCCUCCCCAACCAACCCCCUCCCAUCGCAGGGUACCAGACUCGCCCCCCCAUCCCCAUCAUAUGUCCUCUGGGGUGCACCUGUAACCUCCACAUCUCAGACCUAGGGUUGACAGUCAACUGUAAGGAGAGCGGCUUCCAUAAUGUGUCCCAGCUCACGCCACGCCCCCUCAACGGACGGAAGCUGUACCUCAGCGGCAACCUCAUCCAGCGGAUCUAUAAGUCAGAUUUCUGGAAUUUUUCCAGUCUGGAUCUACUUCACCUGGGAAACAACCGGAUCUCCUUUAUUCAGGAGGGAGCGUUCUCCAGCCUGCCGACCCUGAGGAGUCUCUACCUGAAUGGCAACAACCUGCAGAGGCUUAGCCCACACAUGUUCCUGGGUCUACUUAACCUCAGGUAUCUGUACUUUGAGUACAAUGAGAUCGGUGUGGUGGAGGUGGGAGCUUUCAGCCCCAUGCCGUCUCUCCAGCUGCUCUUCCUCAACGCCAACCUGCUGAGGUCACUUCCUAUCGGAGUGUUCCAGGGCAUCUCCCUCUCUCGCCUCAACCUCCGCAACAACCACUUCCUCAGCCUGCCUGUAGAGGGGGUGUUAGAGGACCUCACUGGACUGGUGCAGGUGGACCUGCAGCAGAACCCAUGGGAGUGCCGGUGUGAUGCGGCCCCUCUGAAGCGCUGGCUGGAGGGCCUGAGUGCGGUGGUGGUGGUGGGGGAGGUGGUCUGUCACUCACCAGAAGAGACCACAGGUACAGACCUUCGCUCUCUUUCCCUGGACCUCCUCUGUCCAGACCUGGACACCCACCAGGCCACGGUGGAGAACCAUGGGGAGUGGAACAGCUCCACAGCCCCAGACGGUGAUUUCUCUCUGGGCUACCCCGUGCCAGGCCAUGGCCCCCUGGGUCCCCUCCCUAAGACUUCCAUCCCUCUGUCGGUGUUGGUUCUCAGCCUGCUGGUGCUGUUCGUGUCGGCGUUCUUUGCGGCAGCGGCGCUGAUCGCCUAUGCCCUGAGGAGGCGGGACAAGCUGCCGUUCCGGCGGCAGGGAGAGGUGGAUCUGGCCGGGAUCCAGAUGGAAUGUGGGAUAUUCACUGAGCAGCAGCACCACAGGUUACCGGUACCGAAGACCCCUCCUCCUCUGUCUGCCUUGCAGCAUAGCCUUGUCUACGAUAGCAUCCUCCCCGCCGACCCUGGCCCUAACCCUAACCUCAGUCCCUCAACACACAUGUGCAGUAGCCCAGUCUAUAAGAAUGAGGAUGAUUCAGUGGUGAAGCAGCAAUGGCAACAACAGAAGCAGUUCUCUACUUCUAAAGAGAAAGGGAACGUGGGAAGAUACCCCUCGGCGGGGGAGAGAGAGAGCGAAGGACACUAUCGUUUUGUGGCAGAGAGAGAGCGAGAGUGUAACAUGGAGGUGUCCCGUCCCCCCAUCAGUACCGUUGCCGGGGCAGUGGGACCCCCUCUUUCAGAUCUCCAUGGAAACGGGACCCUCUGCCCAACGGUCAUAGACAGCCAGGGCCCCACCCCCAAGGUGGGAUUGGUUGACUGCCUGUUUGGGAUCUCUGGAAUGUCCGCCACCGUCCCAGAGUUCCGAGACCUGCCGGACAGGUAUACACGUCCCCCACCACCCCGCUAUCCCCACCCUCCACAACCCCCUCAGCCCCCCGAACCCAAAGAGGAAACUAGAGCCAGCCAAUCACUCGUGGUUACUACAAUGAUAGCGUGCGCGGGGCCAAGCAGUAGUAAUCAGAGCCAGAACUCAGAGUUUCCGCGAGAGUUGAGAAUGAGACUCAGUACCAAGCCGGAUUACAUGGAAGUCCUGGACAGAUCUUAUCAGUUCUAAUAGAUAAAUGUUAAUAUGGAACCGCUGGCGUUGACAAUAAAUGACUCCUGUAAUAUGUCAUGUCUUGAACAUGUUGAUAUGCAGAGGUAAACCUGUGUGUGGCGAGAGCUGUUAGGACUAGGAUGAAGUUACUCUUAGAUGAGGCUUUGGAAAGGAUAAGCUGAUCCUAGAUCAGUGCCUGAGACUAGCAAUUAUUUUUUGUACCGUUGAUGACUAAAUACUAAGUAUCAGGCUUUUUUUAUUCCCAGCAUCACAAAGCAAGACAAUGUGGUGUGUGUGUGUGUGUGUGUGUGUGUGUGUGUGUGUGUGUGUGUGUGUGUGUGUGUGUGUGUGUGUGUGUGUGUGUGUGUGUGUGUGUGUGUGUGUGUGUGUGUGUGUGUGUGUGUGUGUGUGUGUGUGUGUGUGUGUGUGUUCAUGUUAAACAAUGUGGUGGGUGGGUGUGUGUGUGUGUUCGUGUUAGACAAUAUAGUGUGUGUGUUCAUAUUUUCUCUCGAAAGACCUGCUGAUGAGACACUCAGUUGCUCUCCCUCUCCAAUAACAUCAUGAAACACAGUGAGAGAGAAAGAGAGACUGAGACACAGGGAGGAGUCAGGAAUGAAGUGGUAAAGAGAGGGGUGUGUAAACGCAGAGUCCCAGUCUGACGAGUGUCUAAUGUAGCAUGUAACACUUUCCAUAUGAAAAGAACGUGGAAGAGGUGUUGAAGUGUGUUUACCCUGGACACUACAUACCCGGUAUUAGUGUCACUGUGUCUGAGUGUUACUGUGGACCACAGGAUGCUGGUGAUACCUUCAUUGAGGAGGACAGGCUCAUUGUAAUGGCUGGAACAGAAUAAUGGAAUGAUAUCCAACAUGUGUCGGGUCCCAUUCCAUUCACUCUGUCCCAGCCAUUAUUAUGAGCCGUCAUCCUCUCACCAGCCUCCUGUGGUGUGGAAAGAGGAAGAAAGAGAUAUGACACAGUCAAGUGCCUUAGCAAUUAGCAGCCAGACCUGGGUCUAAUACACAUGUCCGAUACAUUCAAAAAAGUGCUUGAGAUGAGUACACACUUAUGGGGCUAUUCCGUUGGUGCCACAGUUGUACUGGGCAAACUAACUCAAAGGCAGCUCAAGUACAGUAUUUGAAUGUAUUUGACACACGUAUUUGACCGGGGCCUGCAAGCAGCCAUCAAGUGGUCAAGGCUUAUUUUUCUAUGAACACAAAUCUAUUUAUCUAAACAGUGGUUUGAAAACUAAUGGCUGGGACUCAGAGCUGCUCUGGGAAAUUGAGGGCCCUAUUCAAUCAAAAGCUGAAACAGUAUUUCCCAGAUUAUAGUCAAAAGUAGCCUUCCUCAUGUGAAGAGAUAGAGGCGUAUACUUGCAUUUGUAAGAGUUUAUUUGUGUUUGUAUAUUUGCAUUUCCUGAAUAGGACAUUUCCUGAAUAGGUUCUCAGGUGGAAUAUAAGGACCUUUGGGAUGCGAGAGAACCAUGAGACACAGCUAUAAACUCCUAAAGGGGAUGCUGACUUGACUGCUUUCAUCGGACAAACGGCAGUCAAGUCACUUCAUUGGAUUUAAAGUGGGAAAAGAACAGAAAACCAGGACAAAGCGUUUCGACACGGGAGAGACACUUCUAUGAAAUAUCGAUUAUUAUCUUUUAAGGGAGAUACCUUUUAUGCUUUUAUCUCCUACAAAUAUUAGAGGAAAUUGUGAAUAUAUUUAUUCUUAGUUUCUUGUGUGUUGGAGCUUUGCUACUGUAUGGGAUCAUAUUAUAUCAGUGUAUAGCAGAGAUGGCCAAUCCUCCUCCUGGAGAGAUACAGGGUGGUUUCCACUGGUUACCACAGCCACAAAGUCAAGAUUGGCCACAUGUAAAAAAAAUUAUGGGAUUUUUUUGUUGGCUUUUUGGUCUUAAUAUAAGGUUAGGGUAAGGUAUAAGGUUAACAGUGUGGUUCUUGUUAGGAUUAAGAUUAUUGUUAGGUUUAAAAUCUAAUUUUAAGAAGAUACUUUUUUGAAAUAGACAGAGUUUAACCAUAACUAUGACUUUGUGGCUGUGGAAGCUAGUAACAGCCCUAAUGUAGCUCCAGCCCAACAUAAACACUCCUCAUGUUAGCGAUGAAACUCAGCUUGUUGAGAGGGCAUCUCUGCAGGAAGAAGUUUGGCAGGCCCUGGUGUAAAGGACAAUUCUGCAUCUGGUUUAGCCUUCUCUACACUGACCACAUAAUAUAUACAAUAAAG